Seminavis robusta is the source of this 1959-nucleotide messenger RNA. The record is from the annotation of a GenBank genome assembly. Lineage: Eukaryota; Bacillariophyta; Bacillariophyceae; Naviculales; Naviculaceae.
AUGUCCGGCAGCCACCCUCACCCGAAUGGCAACGGUCAAUCCGGCAAUGGCAGUAACGGUCUUCAGUUCCAACCUGGCGUGGACGACCCAAACAAGCUCAAGCGAUUUCUCGUGGGCGUCGUGGAACAGUACAACACGCUCAAACAGGGCGGACCGUUGACCAAUGGUGGCGCUGGUAUGAAUAAUGGUGGUGGAGCUGGUAUGAAUAAUGGCAAUAAUGGAGCCAUGGCAGCGCAAUUGGCAGCGCUGAAUGCGGCACAAGGAGCGGGAGGUGGCAUGUCCCAUCAGAAUCGCAUGAUGAUGGCCAUGAUGGCGCAGCAGCAGCAGCAACAGCAACAACAAGCGCAACAACAAGCACAACAGCAGCAAGCACAAAACAUGCUUGCCGCUGCCAAUGGAGCCACUGCCACGGACAACAACAACAACAACAACAGCAAGAAGCGCAAGGCCGAAGAGACUCUGCCCAAUGGAAUUCCCAAAGCCGUAAAGACGGGUCCUACAGAAGACGACGACGACGAAGAAGACGACGAUGAGGAAGAAGAAGAAGACGACAAGGAGGAAGAAAGUGAAGAAGAGGAGGAGGACGAUGAAAAGGAAGAAGAAAGUGACGACGAAGAAGAGGAGGAAGAUUCAGACGACGAUGAGGACGACGACAAUGAAGAAGCCAAGGAAGAAUCCAAGGCUGCCAAGAGUAGUGGACAAGCACAGCAGUUGAGUCAAGCGUUCCAGUCUCUCGCUUCCAACAAUCAAGAACUCAAGCAAGAAAACAAAAAACUCAAGCAAGGAAUUGAACAGGUCAAGCAUGCACUGCAGGGAGAUCAACAGCAGCAGCAGCAGCAUUUGCAGGCACAACAGCAAGCACAACAACAAGCACAGCAACAGUUACUGCAAGCACAGGCGCAACAGCAGCAAGCACAGCAACAAUUGCAAGCAGCACAACAACAACAUCAAGCACAACAGAAAGCACACCAACAAGCACAACAGGCACAUGCACAAGCGCAACAGCAAGCACACCAGCAAUUAUUGGAAGCACAUCAGCAACAACAACAGCAGCAGCAAGCAGCCCAGCAGCAGCAAGCAGCGCAACAACAACAAGCGCAAGCACAGCAAGCAGCGCAACAAGCACAAGCCAAGGAAGAUGCCAAAGAGGAAUCAGCCAUGUUGCAGGCAGCACAACAGCAACGUCAACAGCAGCUGCAAGAACAACACGCUGCAUUGGCCGGAUUGGGUGGUGGUUUGGGAGGACUUGCCGGACUCGGAGCGGCUGGAUUGGGUGGUGCUAGUCCGGCUCUGUUGCAACAAUUGGCAGCGCAGCAGCAACAGCAAGAAGCGCAACUGUUCGCCGCCGCGGCAGGAGGAGGCGGUAGUGCCGAAAAUGCUGCCAUGCUCGAACAAUUGGCGGCAUUGCAGGGAAUUGAUCCCAACAUGGCGGCACUCUUGCUCCAGCAGCAACAGCAGCAGCAGCAUCAACAACAGGCGGCGCAACAGCAGGAUUUGGGAACGCUUCUGCUCCAACAAGAGAUACUCCAGCAACAACAUGCGCAACAACAGCAACAAGCCAAUGAAAUUCUUGCCAUUUUGCCGCAAUUGUCACAAACGGAUCCACAAAUGGCCAUGGAACUUGUGAAUCAAUACCAACAAUUGCAACAACAGCAACAACAACAGCAUCAACAACUACUACAGCAACAACAAGCCAUUGCCGCUGCCAGUAGUGGUGGAGGCGGUGGCGGCGGCGGCAGUCAAGCCAUGCUGCUCCAAAUGCUACAGCAACAAGAACAACAACAGUUGCAACAAGCUGCGGCCGCGGCUCCCGGUGGCGGUAGUGCGGCUGGUGGCAAUAAUAUGGAUCCACAAAUGAUGGCGCUGCUUCUACACCAGCAACAGCAGCAGCAGCAACAACAGUUGCAGGCUGCACAACAACAGCAGCAAGAAAGUGAAGGUCCGUCACCCGGGUCGUAA